Podospora pseudocomata is the source of this 408-nucleotide messenger RNA. RefSeq lists its product as uncharacterized. Lineage: Eukaryota; Fungi; Ascomycota; Sordariomycetes; Sordariales; Podosporaceae. The coding region runs from base 1 to 408 and encodes 135 amino acids. The record is from RefSeq and is a predicted model, not a curated record. The transcript has a single exon.
AUGGCUGUUUCCAGGCCAGUUAUCAGUUCUUCUUUGACCCAGGAGGCGGGGGGAGACUUGACACGGGCCGUCUGGACCCUUGCCGACGACGCCUUCGGGCUCAAGUUGAAGAUGCGCAUGUACAUUCCAAAAUGCCACAUAAAAGAGUUUUAUGAGGACGACGAGAGACCACAUAUGGUUCGGGACCAUGACUGGGUAAAACCAGUGGCUAUCGUGGGUGCUGAUGAUGGGCGGCUGCUGACGGAGAGAGAUGAGGAGAUUUCAUACAUGAUCUUUGGUGCCUUGACGAAGGGAUGGAACGAUGUGUUGGUGAAGGCACACGUUGCCGUUACCGGUGGAAACGUGCAGGCGUCAGAGCCAGAGCCUGCUGCUCGUGAUCUACGAGAAGACGACAACUAUGACGACUGA